Trichomonas vaginalis G3 is the source of this 1863-nucleotide messenger RNA. RefSeq names its product actin binding. The record is from RefSeq and is a predicted model, not a curated record. Lineage: Eukaryota; Parabasalia; Trichomonadida; Trichomonadidae. Bases 1 to 1863 code for a protein of 620 amino acids. The transcript has a single exon.
AUGUCUGUUCCCCCACCACCACCUCCACCACCACCACCAUGCACUGCAAACCACGGCGGCGGUGGCGGAUUAGUUAAGCCUACUGAUGAUGCAUUACAAGCUUUGAUUGCUAAGAGAAAGGCUAAUGCUGGAAAGAAGCCAGCUAACCCACCUCCAGCUAAACCACCACCAAAGAAGGCUGCUCCAAUGGAUCUUAACGCAGCACUUAAAGCAAGAUUUAAUAAGAACAAAGCACCAGCUCCAGCAGAAGAACCUCCAGCACCCGCUCCAGCUGCUCCUCCACCAGCUCGCCCUCCACCACCACCACCGAAAUCUGAUGCUCCACCUCCACCUCCAGCUCGUCCACCACCACCACCACCUACAGCUCCUCCAGCCACACCUCCUCCACCACCUCCGAACCACCCACCGCCACCACCGCCUAAAUCUAACGAUAUUCCACCUCCACCACCAGCUGCUAUACCACCUCCAGCUCCACCAGCAACCCCGCCGGCAGCACCACCAAAGAAGCCAAAGGAUAAGAAGAAAUCAUCAUCAUCUUCAUCUGGAUCAGAAUACUAUUCAGACUAUCCAUACUAUUCCGAUGAUGAGGAGAAGGAAGAGCCAAAGAAGGAGGAACCAAAGAAAGAGGAGCCAAAGAGGGAAGCUGAAAUUCUUCCACCUCCACCUCCUCCAUCCAGACCAGCUCCACCACCAUCAGAGCCUUCAUCAGAUGAACCUAAGAAGAGUCAGAAGGCUAAGUCACGUCCAUCCGCUGCUGAUUCAGCAGAAACAACACCAGAUGGCAAGCUUAAGCUUCAGUACUUCGAGUCAAGCUACAAGAAAGUCAGCACCGAGUUCGGUAUCCAGAAUCUUUUCACUCCUUUCGUUAAGCAACGCGAUGAAAUGCACAAGCAUGCAGAAAACGCCAUCAACGCAUUCAUGGAAGAUCCAAACAAGCCUCUUGAUGAAUACAGAAACACAAUCAACGAUUUCAUGACCACAUUCCAGCGUAACCUUAUCACCGCUUCAAAGGAUAUCACAACCAACCUCUCAAGCAACCUUGACCUUGUCGACAAGCUUACAGAAUCAGUCAACAAAGCCAGGAAUGAAUUCGAGAUUGCCCGUAACGAACAGCUCGAAGAUGCUCUCUCUAGACUUAAAGUUCCUAACCCAACAUCAGAAAAUAAUUCCGUCCCAGACUUCAUCAAACCACGCAAAUACAGCUCAAUCUACAUCUGCUUACCAGGCGUCAACAUCAAGAUGAACAAUCUUCAGAAUGUUGCUGGCGAUGUCAUGAAUCCUAACAUCGAGGACCUUGUUAAGGUAAUUCCAGCUGAUCAGGAAGCCGUAGAUCUCUUCUCUACUCCAUUCGAAUACUUCGAUAUGGGCGAGACAAAUGAGAUGAAGGAUCCAUUCGAAUCAGCAGACACUGUCGAGACAAGGAAGAAGCUCAGACCACAAACCAAUGCAAAGGGAGGCUACGACGACGAAGAACUCGUUAAUUCCGGUGAAGCCCCAUCUGCUCCACCUCCACCAUCAGCUCCAGGAGUUCCUCCAGCACCACCGUUACCAGGUGCUGGCGUUCCACCACCGCCCCCACCACCAGGAGCCGGUGCGCCGCCACCUCCACCACCACCAGCAGGCGGAGCACCACCUCCACCGCCCCCACCACCUCCAAAGGGCGGUGCACCACCACCUCCUCCACCGCCAGCAAGAGCACCUCCACCCCCAGCAGGCACUCCUCCUCCACCAGCUGCAGCUCCAGCACCAGCAGGCGGUCUCGUGAAACCAACAGAUGAUGCACUUCAAGCUAUGAUCGAAAGAAGAAAGAAGACUGCAAAUAAGGUCAAGCCACCAGAGCCAAAGCUUCUCUUCCAGAAGUAA